UGUUAGAUAUAAAAGGAUACACAAGCUAUUAUGACUUCAUUUGCAACUGAACCAGAAACCAGGCCAAAACCUUUUUCUAUCUCCUCUGCAAAACUCAAAUCAACAACUCGUACGGUUCCAAUCAAGCAAAGAUGGUUAAUGCUAAAUCCGAGUUACAUCAGAAGAGUGUCCUUCAAAUCAAGCAAGAUGACAAAUUCUUCUGCAGGCUACUCUCAAAGGAAAGUUCCAUGGCCAACCCUUCUUUCAGAAUGGCCCUUGCUGUGCCAUUUGUGUGGGAAUCUCAGCCAGGCACACCCAAACACACAUUCUCAGAGGACACUCUCCCUCCUCUUACUCCUCCACCUUCUUAUCAUUUUAACUUCAGUGCCUACAAAAAGAAAGAGAAGAAGCACUCAAAAUCCAAUCUCUUGCUCACUUUGCUACCAAAACUUAACCUCAAGAAAAUGAUUCUCUCAUCCUCAUACUCUUCAUGGUCAUCAUCAUCAAACUCCUCCAAAGUUGUCCCUAUGGCCAAGUUUGGAAAGAAGAAGCUCUUAGGCUAUGGAUCAUCCAAUGAUAAUGAAGGAGGUGGUGCUAGUUCACCUUCUUCCAAGUUAUGCUUUACCAUUCCUCGAGCCUCAAGUUCUUAAGGUACUCGUUGUUAUCAAAGCUUGGCCUUGGAUCUGAAGAGGACAAUGUGCUGCUUAUAUAGUUUUUCUUUGUAAAUUUUUCUAGCUUAUACUCUCUUAGAGGACAAUAUAUUUUCUAUGCUAGAAUUUGUCUUUGAGAGUUUUGUCCUCUCAAAUCACAAGCUUGCUUCCAAGGACAUAUAUUUUCUGGUGUGUGAGUGUAUCUUAAACAUUUUGUGCAGUUUGAAAUUAUCACAGUCCCUUUUUUUGUUCUUA
Molecule: messenger RNA, 884 nt
Organism: Vigna unguiculata (cowpea)
Lineage: Eukaryota; Viridiplantae; Streptophyta; Magnoliopsida; Fabales; Fabaceae
Source: RefSeq, a predicted model, not a curated record